Messenger RNA from Lytechinus pictus (painted urchin), 2468 nucleotides. Its product is annotated as 2-hydroxyacylsphingosine 1-beta-galactosyltransferase-like. NCBI's taxonomy places the organism in Eukaryota, Metazoa, Echinodermata, Echinoidea, Temnopleuroida, Toxopneustidae. The record is from RefSeq and is a predicted model, not a curated record. The coding region runs from base 1260 to 2318 and encodes 352 amino acids. The transcript has a single exon. Gene Ontology annotation, molecular function: UDP-glycosyltransferase activity.
UUCAAAAUGAAACUUUAUUUACAAGCAAACUAUAACAUAUAUUCAAAUAAAAUAUCAGAAUAAUAUACUUCGUAAGUACAAAUAAGGACUCAUUAAAAACAAACCAAGAAAUAACGUCAAACAACCAGUAAAGUUACAGUAGGCCUACAUUCAUACAUUCAAAAUGACCAAACUAACUCAAAGAGGUGCCGACAGAACAAAGGGCAUUUUUCACGCACCAUCGCUUUGAGAAGGCAGUAUCGUUAUUUUGUAACUUAAAAAACUCAUAAACAAGAAAAUUCCUACUUUUCAAUUUGGAUUUCCAAACCAAUAGGGGAUCUGAAAGAUUCAAAGUACGAUACAGCCAAUAAAUGGUACUUUUGAAACUAAUUAACAAAAAGUUACAUAAACGCACGGCUUCCUUGCAGCGGCCCGAAGCAUGAGGAACCAGUGCCCAGUAUAAAUCGAAGUCGAUAUUAAUGUUCGGAAUGAGUCGGUGAAUCAGACGAUGUAAAUCGUUGAGGGAGUACUGGAUGGCCGGGCACUGUAUGAAUAGAUGGAUGAUGGUCCCAGUCUCAAAGCACCAUCUGAACUGUAUCGGAAUGUCCUUGUUAAAAUGGUGAAGAACUGGUAAAGAUGGCAAACAUUGUGGAGUAGCUUAUAUUGUGUGUCUCCGCCCUUUUUUAUCUUUGGUGGGGCAUAUAUUUCUGUCCAGUUUAUUUUCUUGCUACUUGAGAUAAUUCCAUUUUCAUGCCAGAAUGAAGGAAAUGAUGAAUAAUAACUGUUCAAUCAGCGUUUCAAUGCAUGAUAAAUAGAUUUUGUAGAUAGUUCAGAUGUAGCUGUUCCUCUGUUUUCUUUUCAUACACUGAAGGGAGUGAAGGCGGAUCAGAAUAAAGUAUAUUUAAGGACUAAAAAGGAGGUUAAAAGAAAUCCUAACCCUGAGAAUUAGACCAUCUACUCGUAGACCAAGAGGUCUACGAUCCAAUCAACAAGAUGUUUUCUUGCAAAACAUGCACAUGAGAAAUAUGAUGUGAUUACAGCUCUUCCACAUCAUGGCCCUGGGAAUCGGGGGUGCUGAAGCAUAUCUACAUGUAUAUGGCUCAGCGGAAACGUUUGCAAACCAAAAAAGGAGUGAAUAAUGACAUGAAUGAGUGAUCUGUAGAGCUUUACUGUGACUCAUUUGAUGACAAUCUGUUCGGCAUGUUCGGUGGAUUGGCAUGAUUUAAAGAAUGCCACUCAUAAUAUACAAUUGAAAUCUACAAGGAAUCGCUACGGGCAAGAUGAAACUCGUAACAUUCACCAAGUUCACGUUACUGACUAUAGCAUUCACCUCUUUGACCAAUGCUGCAAAUAUCCUUGUUACUGUCUUAGUUCCAGAAUACACCAGUCAUCCUAAAAGCAUGUCCGCUAUAACAGGAGCAUUGAGCAGUCGCGGCCACAACGUCACCAUCCUGACCUGCUCAUUUGUAGGAACAGAAGGCUUCCCGAUGGACACCUACAGCACCGCCCUCCACUACCGCUUCGAUGUUCCUUCAGGAUACGAGGGCACCCUGGACACCAUGAUAGAGGAUUUCUUUCAGAAGGGUCCGUUAAGUAAUAUGAUAGAUAUAGGGAAACUGUACUCUUGGAUAAGGUUAGCUUGCCAAAGUCUCCUUGAGGACUCCGCUGUUCUGUUUCGGCUGAAGGAAUCACAUUUUGAUAUCCUGAUCGGGGAUGUCGUUGACGGAUGUGAUGCGAUCCUCAGUAGUUACCUAGGUAUACCGCACAUAGCUGUGACGACGACAACGAGAUAUUUUCUUUUUCACGAACGCCUCUACGGGAUUCCAGCGCCUUCAUCGUACGUACAAUAUUCACUCCCCUUAUCAGAUCAGAUGACGUUUCUGGAGCGGGUUGCCAGCUUCAUGGACCAUAAACUUGUCUCGAGAUUUUUAGAGUGGGUUCACUUCGGAGCUUUAGACGAGAUAAAGGACGCGCAUGGUAUUGCUCCAGGACGAAGCACCCAAGAGCUCGUAGGAGAUGCAGAGUUGUGGAUGUGCAUGACGAGCUUUGCCUUUGAUUUCCCUCACCCAACAGCACCCAACUGGGUAGCUAUCGGAAAUACGGUCGGUGUCCCAGCAAGACCGUUAGACAAGGUAAACUACAUGAUGAUUAUAUCUAUAGCUUAUGGCUAUACCCAUACUUUCUUUCCUGUACACGUGUGGGUGGAGCAAAUGCAAGUGUGGAUGAAAGUUUUCCAAAUUGAUAUGACUAGAAUUCAAACCUAUAUCGAUUGUGAUCUAUCAAUAAUUUUACACUCCAGGCCCUACACAUUCCUAAUGCAGUAUCGGACUCGACAUUGAUAUUCUGAAAUCGAAAUGAUAAUAAUACAUUCUCGUGACUUAACAAUUUCAUUUUUAGAUUUGCGCGAAGCGCUGAGGGAGCCGAAUACAAAGUGACAGAGAAAGAUGAAAAUAUAGGAAGAAGAAGAAUGAAAAAGAAAAGAAGAAGAA